Lymnaea stagnalis (great pond snail) is the source of this 6421-nucleotide messenger RNA. The record is from the annotation of a GenBank genome assembly. NCBI's taxonomy places the organism in Eukaryota, Metazoa, Mollusca, Gastropoda, Lymnaeidae.
GCUUCCACCCAAGGAAGUCCAAGCAAUAUGUCUGCUCUGCGCGUUUCACUGUAGCAGAUCGGAGCGGGCAGACAAGAUCUUGCGACUGGCUGGAUUUGACCGAAAGAUCACAAGACCUCAAAGACAAAUCUUUGAGAAGAAACACUUGAAAUUGGCGCUUAGUCCCACGUGCAAUGUCCGAAACCGUCCCAAACCGGCCUUCUGAUAGUUUACUUCAUUCAGAUCAGCUGUUCCGAGUGCUAGGGGGCGACGCCAUGCAGAUUCUUCGAUGUGGGAUUUGUAUGGAGUUUUUUGACGUACCUAUAGUGUUACCGUGUGGACAUACUUUUUGCCUUCAGUAAGAACUCCAUUUUCCAUUCCUCAGUUGUCAAUUUAAAGAGCGCUGUAGUCGAUAAAAGCAAGAUCCUUAAAAAAUGUGGAUGUUUACGUAAAUUUUAAACAUUAGUAUUCUGCCUCUUUCAAAAACUUGAUUUAUGAUCAUCAAAUUUUGUUAACAUUAAUAAGGAAUUAAAGCAAGCUGAACAUUUAUUGAUUAAUAAGAUGUAUCGCCUUUUAACAAAGUGUAGAACUUUCGCGUUUUAAAAAAUCAAGGUGCACCAGCCAUGGAAAAUUGUUAAAGUUCCUGCUGGAGAGCUGUCGAGCCUAAUCGCAUAUGUUACUAACUUAACAAAAGAUCCUUCUCUUGCUUGAGUGGUUUCUAAAAGGGUUCUCUUGAAACGCUUUAUAAGCUGGUGGGAUUGGGUCGUGUUGCCAGAAAAUGGGAGGAGAUCAAGUCGGUUUCAUCAUUAUUUUGUUUUGCGACAAGUUCUUUUGCGAGGAUUUUUGUUUUUAUUGAUGUUAGAAGUCAUUUAUAGCUGUACUAGAAAGGAACAUGUGUGACGUCAUCUGGUUAUAUUGAUGGUAAAAGUUAUUUAUAGUUGUCGCAUCAAGGAGAGCUAGUGAGCCAAUCUUGAGGUUAUUCGUGACUUGAAUUUAACCGAAAGUUAUUUUAUACCUCAAUUAAAAACCUCCUGGUCUUAAUAUUUAGCUUAUUACCUAUGUAUGUUUCUGGUGCCUGACUAUGAGUUAAUGUAUGUUUCAGGUGCCUGACUGUGAUUCCAUGUAUGUUUCAGGUGCCUGACCGUGAGUUCAUGUAUAUUUCAGGUGCCUGACCGAGAUGUGCAAGCACGCAAGCCGUAACUGUGUUCUGAGUCCCCUGAAAGAUUUGAGGAUAGGCUGCCCCAACUGUCGUGUGCUCAUCUACGCCUCGCCGAUCUUAGAGAGAAAUGUUACCUGUAACUUCAUUAUCCAGUCAUUUCUAGAGUGCCUCAGGGCUAGGGAAGGGGGAAACAAAGUGAGUAGAGUGCCUCGGGGCCAGGGAAGGGGCAAACAAAGUGAGUCAAACCUUUAGAUUUGUUGUUCAACUUAAUCAUGAGAAAUAUUCUCAAGCGUUUAGUACCCAUGAAGGAAUGCCGCAAGAAUCCACAAACCAAAGUUAGUUUUAGGUCGGGUUUUUUCCCCCCAACAUUAAACCAUUAUCUCUUGUCUAUCUUAUAGUAUAUUUGAUAAAGCUGUUGCCAUUUGAAUUAGUAACCAUCUAAUGCAGUGGUUCUCAACCUUUCUAGUGCCGCGACCCUUUAAUACAGUUUCUCGUGUCGUGGCGACCCCCAGCCAGACAAUUAUUUUCGUUGCUACUUCAUCGCUGUAAGGAUAUGUUUUUUCAGAUGGUCUUAGGCGACCCCUGGAAAAGGGUCCGGCUACCCCCAAAGGGGUCGCGACCCACAGGCUGAGAACCGCGGAUCUAAUGCGAGCAAUAUCUCGGUCAUUUUUCUUUUAUUUUCGACUGCCAAGAUUUCACCUCGAGAAUCUGUGCCAGAAAAACGUAACCAAAACACCUUAAGGUAGCAGUGUCAUUGUAAGCGUUUAGUUUUUACCUUUACACCCCGUAUUACCGACCUCUUUACUGUGUCCUGUGACACCUGAACUCUCUUGCAUUAGGGCAUUUGAAAUUACACCCCUCCAUACAUAAUGGUUAAUGGUUUAGAAAACCUCGUUUGUGAUAAGAUGUUCAUAAAUAAUGGCUUAUUGAAAUUGUGGAUUAAUGACAUUUUUAGUCAUUUUCCUAACGCUGAUAAACCCCUGGUAUUGACUAAACUUGUCUAACAUAGACCAGCAUAGACCAACAUAGACCAACAUAGACCAACACAGACCAACAUAGACCAACACAGACCAACAUUGACCAACAUAGAUAGACCAACAUAGACCAACAUAGACCAACAUAGACCAACAUAGACCAACAUAGACCAACAUAGACCAACAUUGACCAGCAUAGACCAACAUAGACCAACAUAGACCAACAUAGACCAACAUAGACCAAAAUAGACCAACAUUGACCAACAUUGACCAACAUAGACCAACAUAGACCAACAUAGAACAACAUAGACCAACAUAGACCAACAUAGACCAACAUAGACCAACAUAGACCAACAUAGACCAACAUUGACCAACAUUGACCAACAUAUACCAACAUAGACCAACACAGACCAACAUAGACCAACAUAGAACAACAUAGAACAACAUAGACCAACAUAGACCAACAUAGAACAUAGACCAACAUAGACCAACAUAGACCAACAUAGACCAACAUAGACCAACAUAGACCAACAUUGACCAACAUUGACCAACAUUGUGGCUCGCAGAUGUUUGCAUGGGUUGUUUAAAUCGCCCAUUGCAUACUGAUGUUGUCUUACUUGUGUUCGUGCCUUGUUCUACACUUGAAUUUCAGCUGAGCAGAGGCGUCAACACAGAUGAGGUGAGGGUGGGCCCUAAGAUUCGUGCCGUCAGCGAUUUGGAGGUUCAAAGGGUGAUCAAAGAGGUCAGAUUUGUUGAGUAUCGUUGCUUCGUCUUAAAUACUCUCACAAAUUAAACUAUUUACUCUAAAUGUGCUAUCUGAGCCAUCGCAAGGCUCUCAUAUAUUGCUAAUGUAACGUAGUGUAAAUUAUUCAUUCAGAAUAGUAAAUAAUGUUUAACUAAAUUCUAUUUUUUUAAAUACAUCUGAUAUGUGUUGUGUGACAAAAUGGGACUUGUAAAGUGAAUUUUGUCAAUGUCCAUCUAACCAACUCAUUCUUUUAUGUAAAAAAAACAACAAAAAAACAAAUAUUCAAUGGGGAUGAUGCUAGGAAAUGGCAAUUGCUAUUACAGGAAACUGUUAUUGCUAUUAUCAGACAAGGGUAACAGCUAUUAUCAGACAAGGGUAACUGCUAUUAUCAGCAAGGGUAACGCUCUUAGCAAGACAUGACAGUCUUGUCUGUCUCCACCCUGUUUCUCAACGAUUUUUGACGUAAUGAAUUAGGUUCAUGAAUACAUAUGUAAUAUCCUAGCCACUUACCUAUGUCUUAUUGGAUGCUACCUCAGGUUAGCCACAAACCAAUGUCUUAUUUGAUGCUACCCCAGGCUAGCCACCUACCAAUGUCUUAUUUGUUUUUACCCCAGGCUAGCCACUUACCAAUGACUUAUUUGAUGCUACCCCAGGCUAGCCACCUACCAAUGUCUUAUUUGAUUCUACCCCAAGCUAGCCACUUACCAAUGUUUUAUUUUAUGCUACUCCAGGCUAGCCACUUACCAAUGUCUUAUUUGAUGCUACGCCAGGCUAGCAACAUACCAAAGUCUUAUUUUAUGCUACCCCAGGCUAGCCACUUACCAAUGUCUUAUUUGAUGCUACCCCAGGCUAGCCACAUACCAAUGUCUUAUUGGAUGCGAUCCCAGGCUAGCCACAUACCAAUGUCUUAUUUGAUGCUACGCCAGGCUGAGCACAUACCAAAGUCUUAUUUGAUUCUACCCCAGGUGGACCGACUGACAGAUUCUUUAGGAAGGCGCACCGUUCUUGACAAUGCUUACUUCGAGAUUGAUGAAAUCAGGAGGCAGCACCUGGCCGAGGAGGCCAAGAUGCAAGAGGAGGAGGAGCAGCAUAAGCACAAGUCUUGGUCAGUGCAUGACGUCACAGCAGCGUCACUUUAAGUUUCAUGGAUGAUCAAAAGCGUUACCACGCAUGUUGUCGACAUUACACUUUUUAAAUCGUGGUUACAACUUGAUGAGAUACGUUCGAUGCAUCUCCUACAUAAAAUACUCUACAAGCUACACAAAAUACUCUACAAGCUACACAAAAUACUAUACAAGCUACACAAAAUACUCUACAAGCUACACAAAAUACUCUACAAGCUACACAAAAUACUCUACAAGCUACACAAAAUACUAUACAAGCUACACAAAAUACUAUACAAGCUACACAAAAUACUAUACAAGCUACACAAAAUACUCUACAAGCUACACAAAAUACUCUACAAGCUACACAAAAUACUAUACAAGCUACACAAAAUACUAUACAAGCUACACAAAAUACUAUACAAGCUACACAAAAUACUCUACAAGCUACACAAAAUACUCUACAAGCUACACAAAAUACUCUACAAGCUACACAAAAUACUCUACAAGCUACAAAAAAUACUCUACAAGCUACACAAAAUACUCUACAAGCUACACAAAAUACUAUACAAGCUACACAAAAUACUAUACAAGCUACACAAAAUACUUUACUAUCUACAUAAAAUCUUUUACAAACUGCACAGCAUAAUCAUAUGCGCAUAUAAAACAUUUCCUGUCAACAUAAUUUAAUCAGAAUAAUAUAUUUUUGGUACAAAUCUCUAUUAAGUUUAAACGUUGAGCUCAACAAAAAUGGAAUAUUUCAUAUAAUUAGCAGUGCGCUUUCUGUCUCACCUAACAUUUUAAAAUAUCACAAGCUUUUGUACUUGAAUACCAUUCUCUGAUAGAACAAACAUUUUGAGAAUUAUGUUAGUUGUUUCUUCAUGUUAACGUUAGUCUGAGAUUCUCAAACGUAUAUUAAUUGAAACUUUAUAAACUUGUUGAGUCAUUAUCCUGAAUCUGAAGUGUUCUCCUUGCCAGGAACCACAAUCGUGUCCCUCCCGCCGCACCCUGUCAGCUGCGGCAGCAACCGUUCCUGCAAGUACAACAUCCACAUAGGCCCAGGUCCUUCAGCUGGGACGCCGUCAAUAACUCAACACUGACCUUGACAACGCCUUCACCUUUUCAGUACCAGCCAAAUCUACAGCAGCAACCACCACUACCACCGCCACCUCAGGUCAACCCUUACCCGAACAAAGCGCAGCCCCAACCGCCGGUGCACCAGCAGCAGCAACAACAACAGCAGCUGCCGUGCCACCUGCAGUCGAACAUGUCGCGAAUCUCCAGGAUGGCCACUGUCCUCCCACUGCAACGGUGUCCGGACUUCAGUCAAUUCUCGAGCUCCGUUGGUCAGCUGGAUCUCCAAUCAGGUCAUCCAUCUCGCCUGGACAAUGACCCGGCCAUAAUGUCUUACUCUUACAAAGCGGCGAUCAACUCUAUUGGCAACAAAUAAACGGGCCAACAUCCAUCGGAAGGAGGGCAGCUCUAAAAGACAAGGGCAAAAAAAAAACAAAAUCGAGAUUGGCUUCUGGACAAAUUGCCUCGAUCUAUCAAUGCUUUAUGAAAGUAGAUUGUUGAAUGUUUUCCAGCAGAUAAAAGUUAGAAGCAGUGUCCUGUUAUGUACACUGAAUGAUUAGUUUUAAUGAAAAACAUCUUAGAAAAAGGAUGGAGAGUCUAAUACGAUGUACAUAGUGUUACAUUCAAUAGUUUCGAAUCUGAAGACAUGGAAUAGGCACAGAUUUUAAUGUCCUGCUGUUUCCUACUUGAGCACACAAUUAUGUGUUUCUUAUGUACAACUCAAUUAAUAUUUUUUUUUUAUCAAAUCCCUUCCCUGGGGGAACGGUCCAUGUAUGACGUCAGACAACGAGGGGCGUGGCCAAUGGAGGGGGGUUGGUGGGAGUGGGGAGAUAGACAUAGUCGACGAUGUGUGAAAACGAGACUGGAGUUCUCACUUUGAUUUCGCUCAAUGUAUUUUUUAAAAUGUAUGUCUUUUAUUUUUAAACCAUAGAUUGGCUCGGCAAUAAGCUGAAGAGCCAGAACUUGAUUUAAACGCUGUUUUCUUGUUUCAUUCUUUAAACUGCUCUAAGUUUUUAAUGUGUUUUGUUUUUCCUUAAUUUUCACCUUUCUUAAAAGGUCCGAGUUUAAAUAGCUCCUCAUAUUUUGACGUCAUAUAUGGACGACCCGCCAAAUAACAAAAAUAUCCCGACCCUAUCAGACGCCAGCAUAUAACAUCACAACUUAAAAACAUUGACUUCAAAUAGCUAAGAAACAAAAAGAUGGGAGAGAAUAAACGAGAGAAACCAACCAACACGACAGCACACGCAGACUAACGUAGUACAGAGAAUCUAAUAAGUUGUUCCAUUUCAUGUUAAACACGAUUCUUUUGGAAGUAUUUAUAGACAAAUGUAUUUUAUUCUAUUCUGUGAGCAAUGUAUAACAGCGUCCAACUGAGUUGACACCGCCC